This is a messenger RNA of Aricia agestis (brown argus), 1460 nucleotides long. RefSeq names its product apyrase. The record is from RefSeq and is a predicted model, not a curated record. Gene Ontology annotation, molecular function: UDP phosphatase activity; GDP phosphatase activity; calcium ion binding. Gene Ontology annotation, biological process: proteoglycan biosynthetic process. The transcript has 4 exons. The coding region runs from base 211 to 1398 and encodes 395 amino acids. NCBI's taxonomy places the organism in Eukaryota, Metazoa, Arthropoda, Insecta, Lepidoptera, Lycaenidae.
CUCAGCACGUAUUAUUUUUUAAUGAUGUCAUUAAAAAUUCGAUAACGUGUUAAUAAAUUGAAAAAUCCAUAUUAUUAAGAUGGAUAACAUAAAUUCUAUAAGCUAGGAAUAUAUAAAUUAGCAUAAUCAUGUAUGUCUUAUAGUAUAAGUUUUCUGUGAACCCACGAAAAGUUGUGCGACUGAAGAAUGAAAUAGUAUUUCAUCUACGUUAUGUAUGACUUGUAUGAAUUGGAAGAACAAAACAUGAAGCAUAAUUUACGGGAUUGGCGUAAAGCACUACGCACACCGGCCACUUAUAGAGUCGGUAACACAGUGAGAAUACAACCCCAGUUUGUUUUUUUAAUAGGAAUCAUAGGUGCUUUCCUACUAGUGCUAUUCUACUAUAAUUGGUCUGAGAAGCUACCGAAUAACUCCAUGCAUACGUGGAACAAGAGUUACAAGAUAUACAACAAUACAUAUCCUCUAACUGCUGCGUAUCAAUCAGGAGAUGUGAUAAAAUAUAAAAUCGGUAUUGUCACCGACUUAGACAAAAAUUCCAAAAGUAAAACAAAACCGAACACCUAUAUUAGUUACUUGAAGAAGGGUGUACUAAGUUAUAAUGUCAAAAAGAAGCAGAUAACAGUGUCUUGGGAGCAGAGUAACAUAGUUCUGUCAUCAACAUACUCGCACAAAGGUAGAGGAAUGGAACUCUCUGAGUUAAUAGUGUAUGAUGGUAGAUUGCUAACCUUUGAUGAUAGGUCUGGCAUGGUUUUUGAAAUAGUCAAUAAUAAAGUUGUGCCAUGGGUUAUUCUAUCAGAUGGAAAUGGUUACAAUGAGAAAGGAUAUAAAGGAGAGUGGGCGACAGUCAAAGAUGAGAUUUUGUACAUUGGUUCUAUGGGUAAAGAGUGGACGACUGCGGCUGGAGAGUUUGAGACAUUUGAUCCCAUGUGGGUUAAAGCAAUAAAUAUACAUGGAGAAGUACAACAUUUAAAUUGGAUAAGUCAAUUUAAAGCAAUACGUCGCUCAAUAGGUAUAGAGUGGCCGGGUUAUAUGAUCCAUGAGUCUGGAGGCUGGUCGGAGUCACAGGGGAGAUGGUUCUUCCUACCCCGACGAUGCAGUCGGGAACCAUAUAAUGAGACAAAGGACGAAGUAAUGGGUUGUAAUUACUUAAUUACGGCUGACAACAGUUUCAAUAGUGUACACGCUAUGCAACUGUCGAAAACCCACAAUCCGAAGCAUGGGUUUUCCUCUUUCAAGUUCAUUCCAAACACAAAUGACGAAGUUAUUGUCGCCUUGAAAACAACGGAAUUUGAAGGCAAAACAGCAACAUACAUCACUGCAUUUAAAACAGAUGGGACAGUCCUUUUAGAGGACAUAUUCAUUGAGGCCCUGAAAUACGAGGGCCUGGAAUUUAUAUGAUUUAUUUUCGUUAGUCAAAUUUUAUGAGAAUAUGUAAAUAUGUAUAAAAACUUUUGUUAUUA